UUUCUUUUUGACCGUCUGUUUCACUUUCUCUCUAUUACUUUUUUCUUUAUUUUUGUAUUAUUACAACCAUUGUUAUUGUUGAAUUGUGACUUUAUUCUCGUCAUAUUAAACUCCUGUUCACUGUUAAAUUAGGACUCUAUUCUUUUGUUUCCCUGGUCUUUGGUCUAAUUUCCCUGCUUUAUCCAUCUCAUGUGGUUCUUUGCUUCCGGGAAAUGAUGAAGGUACACAGGAAGUGAAUGGGGGCUUUUAUUUUGAAGUGCAGCACAUAGACAGUGUGUGUGCCGCCUGGCUCCUGCAGGACUUUGCAGAUCUGGUGCAUGGUGAUUUUAGCAGUUUCCAGAGAAGAUGAUGCUCUCCGGGCUUCUCGCCGUUCUACUGACUGUUCUCAGCUUCUCUGAGAGCAAACAGAAAGACAUGUACACCUUCAAGGUGGUGAACAGCAGAGGGAAGUUAGUUUCCCUGGAGAAAUACCGGGGCUCGGUGUCCCUGGUGGUGAAUGUAGCCAGUGAAUGUGGCUUCACAGAGGAACACUACAAAGACCUGCAGCAGCUCCAGCGGGACUUUGGGCCAUAUCACUUCAACGUGCUGGCAUUUCCCUGCAACCAGUUUGGGCAGCAGGAGCCCGGCAGCGACAAGGAGAUUGACAGCUUUGUGCGCAGAGUCUACGGCGUCUCCUUCCCCCUGUUCAGUAAAAUCUCCAUUGUCGGAACUGGAGCCAACAAUGUCUACAAGUACCUGGUCGAGGCUUCUGGAAAAGAACCUGACUGGAAUUUCUGGAAGUAUCUGAUUGACGUUAACGGCAAAGUGGUUGACACAUGGGGACCAAAAGUGCCUGUGAAAGAAAUCCGACCUAAAGUAGCUGAAAUGGUGCGGCAGAUAAUCCUAAAGAAGAAAGAAGAGCUUUAACCCCUUGUUUCAACACAGUGUUUUGCAGAACGAGAUUCAAUACGAACAAGACGAACAAACGGAAAAGCUUGUAUGUUGGUUGUACAAUCUGACUGUUUAAUAUGAUAAAGCAAUGGCAAAUUCUAAUUGCUUUCAGAAAGCACUGAUGUAACACCACUAUGUUUUUACAAGUCAAUGUUAAGUUGUAUCAGGUGCAUGACUUUAGAAAGUGCGGUUAUAUGCCUAGGAACCCCUGUUUCCCUGUUUGUAAGUCAUGUGGAUUUUAUGUCUGAUUUGUGGAAUAAAUGUUUGAUACCUUU
Molecule: messenger RNA, 1205 nt
Organism: Platichthys flesus (European flounder)
Lineage: Eukaryota; Metazoa; Chordata; Actinopteri; Pleuronectiformes; Pleuronectidae
Gene: gpx7
Product: glutathione peroxidase 7
Exons: 3
Coding region: 346-906 (186 amino acids)
Biological process (GO): response to oxidative stress
Molecular function (GO): glutathione peroxidase activity
Source: RefSeq, a predicted model, not a curated record